CAGAAUGGCCUGUGAUCUGGUCGCAAAGAUGGCAUCCUCCGCCUCUGCUCGGACUCCGGCAGGGAAGCGAGUGGUGAAUCAGGACGAACUGCGACGGUUGAUGAAGGAGAAGCAGCGUCAGAGCACUAACCGGAAACGGAUAGAAUCUCCAUUCGCGAAGUACAACCGUUUGGGGCAGCUGAGUUGUGCCUUGUGUAACUCGCCGGUUAAGAGCGAGCUCCUGUGGCAGACUCAUGUCCUGGGAAAGCAGCACCGAGAGAAAGUGGCCAAGCUGAAAGGCGCGAAGGAAGGCAUCCAGGGUCCGUCGGUCAGUGUGGCGCCUCAGUCCGCCAAGCGGAAGGCACCGGAUGCAGAUGGCCGAGAUGCGAAGAGAGCGAGGGCCCCCUCGGUGCCUCAGGUACUGCCUUCCACAUCCGCUUUGUCCACCAACUGUGACAAAACAGGAAAGGAGUCCACUAGAGCGACUGCCAGUAAGCCUUCGGGACUCGGUUUACUCCCUGAUUAUGAAGACGAAGAGGAGGAGGAAGAGGAGGAGGGUGGAGGAGAAGGAAAAGCGGGGGACGCCAACGAGCCGCGCGACGCAGAGAACAAGGACCACUCACUUUCCUCCUUGCGGGAGGCAACAAAUAGUGCGCUGCCACACCAUUGCCUUAAUACAAAGCCUCCCAAGGCCCCCUUAAUUCCUCAUUCAGGGUCGAUUGAGAAAGCAGAAAUACAUGAAAAAGUGGUGGAAAGAAGAGAAAACACCGCGGAAGCAUUACCAGAAGGUUUUUUUGACGACCCUGAGGUAGAUGCAAGAGUUCGGAAGGUUGAUGCCCCAAAGGAUCAGAUGGACAAAGAGUGGGACGAAUUUCAAAAAGCCAUGAGGCAGGUCAACACUAUUUCUGAAGCCAUAGUUGCUGAAGAGGAUGAAGAGGGACGGCUGGACCGCCAGAUUGGGGAGAUCGAUGAACAGAUAGAAUGUUACCGUCGGGUAGAAAAGCUGCGGAAUCGCCAGGAUGAAAUAAAAAAUAAGCUUAAAGAGGUUCUGACCAUACAAGAACUACAGAGAAAGGAAGAGGAGAAUGCUGACAGCGAUGAUGAGGGAGAACUACAGGAUUUGUUGUCUCAGGAUUGGAGGGUGAAAGGGGCUUUGUUAUAAGGUUUUAAAGACCCAAGAUUUCUAACAGCCUCUGCUAUUGUUUUAAAAAUGUUGUCUCCUAACUGGAUUGUUGAGAUAAAAUGAGCCAGUGAGUAACAGCAAUUUAGAAAAUUGGUGUAAAAUGUUUUUGAGAUACACUUGUUUUUGAAAUUUUUUAAGUGUUGUAUUCCAAACUGCCAAGUUUUCAAACAUCCAGGCUUAACUAUAAUUUUGAGUUGUAAAAUGUGUGUUAUAAAUAUUAUACAUAGUUAACUAUAUAUUUACUUAAGUAAUUCUGUUUUGAAAUUUAUAAAUUAAUAUAAGUCAGACCAACAGACAAGCUUGUAGAGGAAUACUUGGUAUACUAUUUGGGAUGUAUGUCUUUUUCUGACUCCUAAAUCCAACUCGAAGGGUUGGGUUUUUGUGGUGUUUUUUGUUUUGUUUUUUAAAAUACUGCUCAUAAACACGUAAGUCGUUUUAGGUUAAUCUGUUCUCUAGUUGAGUAUUUUAUUUUCAAAACAUAAUUUAGGAGAACAUCGAGAAAAAUAUGUAUCAAACAUAACCAAUCUCUUUCAUCCAAAGUUUCUCUUGCCUAGACCAGUAAUUCAGAUGGAGGUGCACUUGAGAACCAUCUAUGAACGUUUGAAAAAAUGCAAGUGCCUAAGUCCUUCCCUUAGAGAGAUUCAGUAAUCUGGGGUGGGACCCAAGCAACUGUAUUUAUGAAAAUUCCAAGUUUAUUCUAAUAUACGCCAAAGUUGGAGAGCAACUGCCCUAAAUCCAGAACCCAUUUAUAUUUUUUCGGGCUUUGCUUUUUUUAUAAAUAACACAUUCCAUAAAUUUAUUGUUUACUGAAUGAACGAAAUACUACCUUUUAUUUCUAUUAUUUAAGCAUGCCAAAAGGUACAAAGAUGAGAAUGAAAGAAAUAUUAACACUUAUUAUUUUGUGGUAAAUUAGAGUUAAUAGUUACAGGUUCUUUAUUAUAAGAGGGAUAUUUAGGUUGUCUUUCCAGCAGUAAUAAUCAGCUUGAACUGGUCAGUGAUGGUUUAAAUAACUCCUCCCUUUGAAAACUGAGGUAUUGAAAUGGAAAAGAGCAGUGUUCCCAGAGAUAAAAAUGCAUACAGCAUAUUCAAAUAAAAGUAAGCAGUAAUAAUAGCUAAGACUUGUAUAGUUCUUAGUAUAGGCUAGGCAGGGUUCUAAGUAUUUUAUUAACUCAGUAUAGUUUCACUAAAGCCCAGGUUUGAAGGACCAGAGUACCAAGAGAUAAGGUUUGAAAAACCUUGAAUGCUAGGUGAAAGAAUUCUUCCUGCAGGCACUGUGGAAAUAAACUGGAGGUUUUUGAGUAAAACAUUAUAUUGGCAAAGAAAUAUGGAAGAUUAUUCUUGUUGCAGUAUAUAGAACAGAAUGAACACAGGAAGGGGAGAAGGAAGCUGGGAGACUACUUGGAAGUGCCGAUAACACCAAGGCUACGGGUUCGGAUCCCAUAUAGAAAUGGCCAGUUAGCUCACUGGGUGAGCGUGGUGCUGACAACACCAAGUCAAGGGUUAAGAUCCCCUUACCGGUCAUCAAAAAAAAAGACAAAAGCAAGGUGAGUAAGACUUUGAUUAGAUAUGAUUUAGGGAAAAAGGAAUAGAAUUGAAAGGAUUUCACAGGAAUAGCUAACAUUUUAGUGACUAGAAGUUGAAGAAGAAAAACAGGAGGGAUAAAGAUGGGACUCAAGGGUUAUUUUGUUUGUUUUUAGUGUCAAUGCCCAAAAGAAGUUAUCUAACACUUACUGAGAAGUUGAUGCAUGCCACACAUUAACUGUCCUACUGCCUCUGGCACAGUCUUGGCUUUCUUGAUCUACCAGCUGAUCAGUGAUAAUAACUUCAGUUUGAUGACACAGAGGGCUUUCCUUCCUCAAAUGUAUGAACCCAUACUUACAAUUUUCUUUCAUUCAUCACUUUAUUAUUUCAGCAUGCAAAAAAGUACAAAGAUGGGUUUGAAUGGUGGGCCCAGUUCUGUCUCGGCUAAUGAUGUAGAAGAUCACUGUCCAAUAAAAAUACAAUGCAAGCCAUAUAGGAGUAUAUAUUUUAAAUUUUCUAAUAGCCAAUUAAAGAGUC
Messenger RNA from Cynocephalus volans (Philippine flying lemur), 3220 nucleotides. It is a transcript of the gene ZNF830, whose product is annotated as zinc finger protein 830. NCBI's taxonomy places the organism in Eukaryota, Metazoa, Chordata, Mammalia, Dermoptera, Cynocephalidae. Gene Ontology annotation, molecular function: zinc ion binding; nucleic acid binding. The record is from RefSeq and is a predicted model, not a curated record. The transcript has a single exon. Gene Ontology annotation, biological process: mitotic DNA replication checkpoint signaling; mitotic DNA damage checkpoint signaling; nuclear DNA replication. Gene Ontology annotation, cellular component: spliceosomal complex; nucleus. The coding region runs from base 5 to 1141 and encodes 378 amino acids.